GAAUGUAACACAUCUUGUCUCAUUUUGUCUUAUCUUCAGAGGUUUCCUACACAGCUGCACUACUAGGACUCAGAGUUGCGGAGAGAGCAGUGUCUACACAGACACAUUCAUACACACAAGCGAAGACGUUUCCUACACAGCUGCACUUCUAGGACCAGAGUGGCGGAGAGAGCAGUGUCUACACAAACACAUUCAUACACACAAGCGAAGAUAUGGCAUCCCCCAGCAGUCUCCUGUCUGAAGAGCAGUUCCAGUGCUCUAUCUGUCUGGAUGUGUUCACUGACCCAGUCUCCAUCCCAUGUGGACACAACUUCUGCAAGGCCUGUAUCAAAGGAUACUGGGAUAGCACAGGCCUGUUCCAGUGUCCCCUGUGUAAGCAGAUAUUCCACAUAAGACCUGAACCGGAUGUCAACAGAACACUUAGAGGAGUUGCAGAACUUUUUAAGGGAUUGAUAGUGAGAGACAGAGAGGAUUUCGCUACAGAGCCUGGAGAAGUGGUCUGUGAUGUCUGCACUGGCAGGAAGCGCAAGGCUCUGAGGUCCUGCCUGGUUUGUCUGACCUCGUACUGUGAGUCUCAUCUGGAGCCUCAUCACAUAGCCCCAGCCCUGAAGAAACACCAACUGAUCAACCCUGUAAAGAACCUUGAAGACAGGAUGUGUAAGAAGCACAACAAACUCCUUGAGCUGUUCUGUAGGACUGACCAGAUAUGUGUGUGUCAGUUUUGCUCUGAGACUGACCACAAGGCUCAUAACAGCAUACCUCUGGAAGAAGAAUGUGACCAAAGGAAGGCUCAGCUUGGGAAGACAGAGGCACAAGUGAAGCAGAUGAUUCAGGAGCGACUGCAGAAGGUUAAGGAGAUCAAACACUCAGUAGAUCUCAGCAAAAAACACACUGAGAGGGAGAUGUCUGACACAGUACAGAUCUUCACCGCUUUAGUUCACUCCAUUGAUAAAUGUAAGGCUGAGUUCAUUUGUGUGAUUGAGCAGAAGCAAGAAGCUUCAGAGAAGUGUGCUGAAGGUAUCAUUAAAGAACUGGAGCAAGAAAUCACUGAGCUGAAGAGGAUAAGCUCUGAGCUGGGGCAGCUCACACACACCAAGGACCAUCUCCAACUCCUCCAGAGCUCCCCAUCCUGGUGUCUCCCUGUAAAGUCCAAGAACUGGUCGGAGAUCAAUGUUCAAAGCCACCUGCACAUGGGGUACAUGAAGAGAGCUGUAUCUCAGCUGGGAGACAAACUGACUAGUGAGGUAACGAGAUUUCAUAAUGAGAUGGAGAACGAGCUGAAGAAGUUGUGUGAAGCUGAGAUGAAUAUUCUGCAGUAUGCAGUGGAUGUGACUCUGGACCCUGAUACAGCAUAUCCUGAACUAAUCCUGUCCGUGGAUGGGAAACAAGUGAGGUGUGGGGACCAAUCACAGAAUCUCUCAAAUAACCCAAAGAGGUUUACUUAUAUAUACAGUGUCCUGGGGAAGGAGGGCUUCUCCUCAGGGAAAUAUUACUAUGAGGUACAGGUGAAGGGCAAGACUGAAUGGGAUUUAGGAGUGGCCACAGAAUCCAUCAAUAGGCAGGGGUGGUUACCACUGAGCAUUGAGGAUGGAGUCUGGACUUUGGGGCUGAGCACAAAUAAUUACUAUGAGGCUAAUGACCCCAAAGUACAGCUGAGCCUGAAAAAAAAGCCCCAGAAGGUGGGGGUGUUUGUAGAUUAUGAGGAGGGUCAGGUCUCCAUUUAUGAUGUGGAUGCCACUGCCAGAUCUCACAUCUGCUCUUUCACUGGCCACAAAUUCACAGAGAAACUCUAUCCAUACUUCCACUGUGGGUAUCCUGAUGGUGAGAGAAACAUUGCCCCUCUGGUCAUCUCUCCUGUCAGUCAGAUGACUGGCCCAGUGCCACAUUAGGGAUGCAUUUUGUUACGUUACAGAUUUAUUCUAAAAUGGAUUUCAAAAAAAUAUCCUCAAUCUAUACACAAUUCCCCAUAAUGACAAAGCGAAAAACAGGUUUGAGAUUCUAAAUUGAGCUCGGAUGCAUCCUGUUUCCAUUGAUCAUCCUUAAGAUGUUUCUACAACUUGUUUUGAGUCCACCUGUGCUAAAUUCAAUUGAUUGGACAUGAUUUGGAA
Oncorhynchus mykiss (rainbow trout) is the source of this 2108-nucleotide messenger RNA. RefSeq names its product E3 ubiquitin-protein ligase TRIM21. Lineage: Eukaryota; Metazoa; Chordata; Actinopteri; Salmoniformes; Salmonidae. Gene Ontology annotation, molecular function: zinc ion binding; protein binding. The record is from RefSeq and is a predicted model, not a curated record.